AUGUGCAGAGGACAUUACGUCGAAGGGGACGCAUAUGAGGAUGACAUGUGUGAUAAUAUGAAUGAUGAAUGGCAUGAUGACAGCGUUUCUACCGCAGAGCAUUUGUUGAAAACUGAUGGCACAGAUGUUGAAGAGCCUGACAUAGAUGCACUUGGAAACUUUUAUACUUUUGAUAAUAUGUUUAUUGAAUGUUCAGAGGCAGAACCAUAUUGGGUCCUGGGAAAUAAUGAAGAGGUAAUAUAUGAGUCUGGCAUCGAGGAUUACUACGCAUAUCAGAUUGAAAGCAUUCAAGCAUCUCCUCAUCAGUCUCUGAAUGCAUUCCUGGUGAAUCCACAAAGCUCUGGAUUCUGCCCAGAGGGGAGCAAAGGAGUCCGAUUUGGAAUUACUGAAGUUAUUGAACUCGGUGAGACAUUAGCCCACUGCUCCACUGAACAGGACUCAGACAGCGAAUGCUGUUUAGAUGACGUCUCGAGAGAAUCGAGACUUCCUCUAGGUAUCAUUCACAGUGUUGUCUCAGAAAAGGACAGAAUCGAUACAAGGACUGAGGAUUCAGAAGAGGAGGCGAGUGAUGACGACACCUCUGAGCACUGUGAAUGCGAGUACUGCAUUCCACCACUAGAGCAGGUUCCAGCUAAAGCACUCCUCCCACAGAUCCAACCAAAUGAUGCAGGAAAGAUCUGUGUGGUCAUUGACUUGGAUGAAACACUAGUGCAUAGUUCAUUUAAGCCAUUGAACAAUGCUGAUUUUACCAUUCCAGUGGAGAUUGAUGAAACAAUUCACCAGGUUUAUGUGUUAAAGAGACCUCACGUCGAUGAGUUCCAACGGAUGGGAGAACUGUUCGAGUGUGUGUUGUUCACUGCAAGCUUAUCUAAGUACGCAGAUCCAGUGUCAGACCUGUUGGACCCAUGGGGGGCCUUCACCACCCGUCUGUUCAGGGAGUCCUGUGUCUUCCACAAAGGGAACUACGUUAAAGACCUGAGUCAUUUAGGAAGAGACCUCAACAGGGUCAUCAUCAUCGACAACUCCCCAGCGUCCUACAUCUUCCACCCCGACAACGCAGUUCCUGUCGAGUCGUGGUUUGACGACACAUCAGACACGGAGCUCCUGGAUCUUCUCCCGUUCUUUGAGAGACUGAGCAAAGUGGAUGACAUCUACGAGCUUCUCCAGCAGCAGCAGCAGCAGCAGCAGCAGCAGCAGCAGCAGAGCACGUCCUCUUCAUAG
Messenger RNA from Sphaeramia orbicularis (orbiculate cardinalfish), 1221 nucleotides. RefSeq lists its product as uncharacterized. NCBI's taxonomy places the organism in Eukaryota, Metazoa, Chordata, Actinopteri, Kurtiformes, Apogonidae. Gene Ontology annotation, molecular function: RNA polymerase II CTD heptapeptide repeat phosphatase activity. The record is from RefSeq and is a predicted model, not a curated record.